AGCGCUCGAGGAAAGUAUUAAUGGACCUGCCGUUGGCUACAAAAUGUCGAUUACAACAUUUCAGAAGGUGACUCUUGCGUCGUGUAUUGUGUUAUGUAUAUCUUUAUUCCUUCCGAAAAUGAUCUUAAACGGAGUGCAGAAGGAAAUUAUGCAGAAGGCGGUUGGGCCUGGAUAUUACCCCACAGGAAUGCCCCGCAAACAGCCCCCAGAAGGGCUGGAGCCCUGGGAGACAGAGUCAGUGUACCCGGGCACUCUCGGCUCCGAGGCCAUCGCCAAGGCACAGGUUAAAGGGACCAUGGGGGGAAACAAAAAGUCCAGCCAUUUGGGGCAGAUAGUUCCCAUAUAUGGAGUCGGGAUCCUCUUUUACAUCCUUCACAUCUUUGUCAAGCUCACAAGACAAGAUAAGAAAGCCAAACCAGCUGGCAGAUGCCCCAUCUCAAAUGACGCAGAGUCUGUAGCAGAAAAUAUAAGUGAGGAGGAUCUGGCCAAGCUGGAGGCCCGACUAGCCCACGCAGAGAUGUUGAUGAGCAAAGUGAUGUCCUCAUCAUCCACCGGGCCCGAGAGUGCCAAAUCCCAGCGUUCCUCGCGGAAGAGGCGACAGUCAAGUUUACUGCGUCGGCUGCGGAGGUUUGGCCGAUCGUUCCAGGAGGAUCAACGGGAAGAGGUCACUCCAGAGAUGGAGGCAGAGGAGGUGUCCUACACAGUGGACUGGGAAGGCUACCCAGAGGAGACCUUCCCCAAGUACGACGAGCCCUGUGGCCCUCGCAAGUACGAUACCAUCAUCGUAGAGGCCCCCGAUCCUGACCAACCCUCCGCGGAGGAGUUAGCCGAGCAAGUGGCCAAAGAGGAAAUGGAGGCGCAGAGAGCGCUCGGAGUGAUCGAAGAGGGAGAUGAAGAGGAGGAGGAGGAGGAGGAGGAGGAGGAAACAGAGGAGGAGAAGACAGAGGAAACAGAAGAGGAAGAGGAGGAGGAUGAAGAAGAGGAUGAUGAGGAGGUUGAGACAGAAGAUGAUGAGAUGUUGUUGUUUAAGGAGGCGGAGGAAGAGGAGGAGGAGGAGGAAGAGGUCGGAGAGGAGACUCCAUGUCUGCCCCAGCCAAAGAGCAGGGAGGAGCGGAAAGAUCUGAGCCUGGAACAGUUCUUAGGGCUGGCCUCUGCAAACCCAGAGUGUAGACGUCGACGCAUCACCUUCAGCGAACACAAAGACAUCUUCCGCUACCCGCGUGAGGGCACCAUCGACGAGGAGGAUGAUGACGAUGAAGAUGAUGAUGAUGAGGAGGAGGACGAUGAUGAAGAAGAUGAGGAGGAGGAGGAAGAGGAGGAGGAGGAGGAGGGAACGGAGCUUCCGGCCUCCCCCAGGGUGCCUGAGGUGGACCCUCUGAUGGAGGCGGAGAGUCUGAGGUUCAGCACUGAGGCCUCUGAGGACGAGGCCGAGACCGAGCCCGAGCCCAUGGAACAGGCAGAGGAGGAAGAAGACAACGAUGAUGACGAUGAUGAUGAUGAUGAUGAUGACAGUGAUGAUGAUUACGAUGAUGACCAGGAUGACCAGGAAGUGGGCCUUGAGGAGUUCCUCAGCACGUACCGUCCAGUGAUGAACGAGAGACUCAGCCAGGCCAGGGUGGACCCGCCGCCAACCUCCAGCCAACUCCGAAUGCGCAACAAGGGCAAAGAUAAGAAGGUCUGACCUGCGGUCUCACUCAGGUGAUACUGUCGUCCACCUCCAUUCCAAACCACACUGCUCCUUUCACCCCAGUCUAACAAUUACAGACCCUCUCUCCUAAUACACACAUUCAUCAUGACAAAUCAUUAUCCAGCCUCACAAUCAACAUCUAGUUAUUCAGUGUAUACCAGUAACAGUGUGAUACAAUCAUUCAUCAGUAAAUUGACAAUGGUAUGAUAUGGAUUGGAUAGAGAUUCAUCACUGGAUGAUGAUAUGAAUCCACAUAUGAUGUGAUGUAUUUCCUCCUAGGCCAUAAAGAGAGUUAGACACAGCCAGUGAUGCUAAGAACUGCAGUUGGUUAUCAGGUUCUCUGUGAUUGCUACACUUCCUGGUAUAAUGACUAUACUGUGUAGUAUAGCAUAUUAUAUGACAGCAUAGAAGAAAUAUUACCUCGUUAUCUUUUCCUCUUUCCAAACUGGAUCAGAUUUCCCUCAUAUUCCAGUGCACCACACUACACCAUUUUUCUGAAUGUAAAACAAUAAACUCAGCAAUGCAGUUUUAAGAAUGUAAUAUUUAUGGGUAGGUCAAUUUUUCUAUGUAGUCUUAAUAAAGGCGAAUGGUAAUAUC
Molecule: messenger RNA, 2284 nt
Organism: Alosa alosa (allis shad)
Lineage: Eukaryota; Metazoa; Chordata; Actinopteri; Clupeiformes; Clupeidae
Gene: ric3a
Product: RIC3 acetylcholine receptor chaperone a
Exons: 6
Coding region: 44-1681 (545 amino acids)
Biological process (GO): synaptic transmission, cholinergic; protein localization to cell surface
Cellular component (GO): neuronal cell body; neuron projection; intracellular membrane-bounded organelle
Source: RefSeq, a predicted model, not a curated record